GGGAUUUAUUUCUCGUCACAAUUCCCAUGAUUUUCUCGUCGAAAACUUUCCUACUCCGCGCUCUGAAGCAGAUCCCAACGUCUCUGUUCCCGAUCAAGGAGCACUUGAUUGACUGCCAGAAAGCUGAGACUCUUCCUGACUACGAAAACCUCACAGAGUAUGAUUGUUCCUUCGAGAAGAUCAACGUUCGUGCAGAAGUGCUCAAAGAUGAGCACUGGAGAUCUUUGGGAAUGCACGAGCAGCAGUUUGAGGCGUUCCAAACGGCUCUCACACGAAAUGUGACGGCUAUCGAGGGUCCUCCGGGCACUGGAAAGGCAUUUGUCGCCCUCAGCAUCAUUCAGCGUUUGCUAGCAAACACAUCCUCGAGGAUUCUCAUCGUCAGCAGUGGAAAUUACUCGCUGGACAAACUUCUACUGCUUUGCUCAAUGUUCACGCAUCAGAUUGUAAGAAUUGGAUGGCAAUUUGACGAUCCGGAAGUGGAGAAGUUUGCCUUGAAAAAAGAUUUCAACGAUUAUCGAUAUAAUUCGAUCAAGAGUAUGGCGUUCUGUCAAUGCAAACUUGCUGUGGACAAAUUUAACAACGCUAUAAGUCAGUCAAAGGACAAGACAACAAACUUUGAGCAGGAACUUAAGGAAAUGUGCGAGGCAAAUCACAGACUAGACGAACUUCAGUUAUUCCGGAUGUACUAUGGAUCCCGCAAAGCUAGAAUUAUCGGGAUUACGAUGACAGGAGCGGCGAAAUACCGUAAACUUCUGGAGCUCCUUCGUCCGCCAAUCGUGAUAAUCAACAAUGCUUUCCAUAUGAGUGACUCUCAUAUCAUCACUGCUCUCACUGAGCACACGCAGCAAGUGAUCUUCUUCGGAGACUAUGGCCUGCAGAAAAGGUACAAGUGUACCAUUGGUCUGGGAGAAGACUGCCUCAAGGCGAAACUUUGCGGGAGAUUGAUUGAUAAUGACCUGAACAACGUCCGCCUCAGAGUUCAACAUCGAAUGCAUCCUGACAUUUCGAAUCUUUUGCGCGAAACUCUCUAUCCUGAUAUCGUCGAUGGGGAGAAAGUGAGAUGUUACGGAUCUAUUCGUGGAAUUCCCAAGCAUCUCUUCUGGGUUUCCCUUGACAAUCUCGAUGCUGUGCGUGAGGAAACAUUCGAUAUUCUACUGAAAAACUAUCCUGAUGUGAAUGUACACAUGCUUUCCAAACAAAACCUCCACACGAUGUUCUUCUGUGUCGGACUGGCGAAUUUCCUCACCCAGCAAGGAUAUAAUUACCAUGAGAUUGUGAUCCUCACGAUCGUGGGCGAUGAACAGAUAGCCACACUUUCUGCUAUGCAGCAUUUUCCGGCGCUGAAGAAUGUGCCUGUGAGCACGGUCGAUAGCUUCGAAGGCAAGGAAUGCCGCAUUGCUAUUGUCAUGCUGUUGCAGUGCAGUGAAAAUGCAGUUGAUUUGCUGCUGACAGAGAAACGCAUCUCGAGUUUCUUGACUCGCUCCAGAGAAGGACUGUUUAUUGUCGGACAAUUAGAUUUUUUUGCUGAAAAGAGUGAAUUGUGCAAGGAUAUCAGAGAAAAACUGCAGACCAAGGACGCAAUUGGGCCCGGAUUGCCCAUAAAAUGUGAGAAGCAUAGAAGCGAAAUGAUCGCCACUGGAUUGGAGGACUUCUGCAAUUUCACACACGAUGGAUGUCCUGCCGCUGAAGGAUUCCGCAAGGCAGAAAAGCAUCCCUGCCUCGAUAUUUGAAUAACCC
This is a messenger RNA of Phlebotomus argentipes, 1737 nucleotides long. RefSeq lists its product as uncharacterized. NCBI's taxonomy places the organism in Eukaryota, Metazoa, Arthropoda, Insecta, Diptera, Psychodidae. The transcript has 4 exons. Bases 27 to 1730 code for a protein of 567 amino acids. Gene Ontology annotation, molecular function: helicase activity. The record is from RefSeq and is a predicted model, not a curated record. Gene Ontology annotation, biological process: regulatory ncRNA-mediated heterochromatin formation. Gene Ontology annotation, cellular component: nuclear RNA-directed RNA polymerase complex.